This is a messenger RNA of Thunnus maccoyii (southern bluefin tuna), 2545 nucleotides long. RefSeq lists its product as uncharacterized. The transcript is spliced from 2 exons. Gene Ontology annotation, biological process: G protein-coupled receptor signaling pathway. Bases 37 to 732 code for a protein of 231 amino acids. NCBI's taxonomy places the organism in Eukaryota, Metazoa, Chordata, Actinopteri, Scombriformes, Scombridae. Gene Ontology annotation, molecular function: G protein-coupled receptor activity. The record is from RefSeq and is a predicted model, not a curated record. Gene Ontology annotation, cellular component: membrane.
GUGUCGCUGACUCUCUCCAAAAAAGCUCUUUUUUACAUGCUCUGCCGUCCGCACAUCGGGGAGCAUGGGAAUGAGCAUCUUCGGUACUCGGAUCCGUUUGGACCUUAUGUUCUGGUGCCGGUGUGGGGAUUAUCUCUGACUGUGAUCGUUAUCCACUACGUGCGAAUAUUCAAAGUUGUAAGGCAGCACCGAAAGAAAGUGUUCAACCGGGGAGUCCAGCUGAGGCCGACGGUGACGGAGCACGUCUGGGGCUGGCUGAGUGUCUCCGCUUCAGCACCACGGACAGCUCCGCCGGGCUCCGGCAGCCCGCUGCCUGCACGCCGGACGGUGCUUUUGGUGGCCGAAGCCGGAGCCUCCUGUGCGGGCGCUUCCGCAGGGGGCGUCCAAGGGAGACCUCCGGAGAUCGUCGGGGCAGUGUGUCUUCUGACACCUGGGGCCAGGGAGCGGGGGAAGAAACAGAUGGAGGGGAAAGUGGCCCAGCGCUUUGGGUACAUUAUCAUUGCCUUCACGCUUUUCUGGGUUCCCAUGGUGGUUAUUUUGCUCAUGAACGUCAUCUCGUGGCGGGACACAGACAGAUUGCUGAUGGAGCUGGAGACAUCAGCCAUGGUGCUGACCUGUGUGCAGGCUGCAGUGGAUCCUCUCAUCUACACUUUAGUCACUAGACAGUUUCGCUCUGAACUCAGCAAGAUCUUCUCCUCCAUCCAAGGGUGUCCACUAAAACUAAGAGCUUGAAGGAUCAAUACUUUGAACAUUUGGGUCACCUGAACUGGAAACCACUGAAGCUAAAUAUACACAAGCCGCUACCUUGUGUUUGCACACUUACACACACAAACACAGAGUGAUUUAGAGGCGGGUGAAGAAGAGAGCCCACAGAUUUUGUAUUUGUGGCAGAUAUAGAUGUUUUAUCAGGCGUUUCACAGUCGGGACACAAGACAAGGUCAUAAAUAAUAUCAAACACCUGACAAGAUACGCACAGCAGUAGUCUCAACAACGACAGGUGGCAUAGGAGGGCAAAGCAAAGAGUGAGAGGAAAACUGACUGAGCCCAGAAAAAAGACAAUCAAAGGAGAGUACAUAACAGAGAAAGAGAGAGACAAACACCAUCACAGACCUCUGUUUUUGUCAUUUGUAAAUAAAAAUGCAAUCCUUUGACACUUUGAGCGGAAAGAUGCUUACAUAAUAAUUCAAACUGUGUCAUUUGAAAGUGUAGCUGACACAAAACAACCUGUGUUGAAACAGGGAAGCAGGAAAUAAAUCACGUUUAAUCACUGUCCUAGCAACAAAGCAAACAAACAAACAAAAAAAAUACAGGGAACCUCACUUCUGCCAUUACCUAUGUCAUACCCUUGUAGUUUUCAAUAGAUUCUAUGUCAGACUUGAUACUGUGAAUAUGAAGUCGAUGUCUUUACCCCACUUUUAAAAUGACACUGAAAAAGCUCUGCCUGUCUGUGCUUGUCGUCUUUUUUACUCCUGGUAAAUUUGCGCACAGUUUGACUAAACACUAAUACUGGAUCAUCUAGGUGAUCUGUUGUCACGGAGUACGUACUACAUUACCAGCAAUAGUACUAGGUCUCUACUAGGAAUACCAGAGGCAAAACACAUCCUCUUCCAACUCUGUAAAAUACUUUUGGCUUUCUUUGGGCUGAUACUAACCUCAUGAUCAGAGAGAACUAAUGCACAAAAGAGGAGUCCAAGAGACCUUAGAGUCUUGUGUAGUGAUGCACUGAUAUGGUACCGAUAUGCUAUAUAUUCCCAUCCAUACUGGCUGAUAUGAUGAUGAUGAUGAUGAUAUGAGUUUUUUGUAAGAGUACAAAUGCAUGUGUAAAACUGGUUAAGCUUUUCUGAUGUGUCCAUCUUAAGUCAAUUAAAUAUAUAUUUUUAAAAAGACCACAAUACAUUUUCUUCUGCUGCUAAUUUGACAGUUGUUUUAAAAGACAGUCUACUUCUACAGAAAAUGAUAGUUACACAUUAGCUACAUAUGGGCAGACCAAUUCCAGUAUUGCUUUUGAAAUAUACUAUUGGCUGAAAUGGACAGUAUGCUGAUAUAUUGAUGUUUCUAGCCCUGUCUGUGUGCUCUUGAUCAACAUUUUAUUUCAUCAACGUGGAGCAGAAGUGGAUGCUUAGUCUGCUGGGACUGAAGCUUCUCCUCCCUGCUUUAGUAGAAACCCCGGCAGUGGUUUCAUCCACCUAAAGACAAAUCCAACUCCUGUCUGGACUCAGAAUGACAUUCAAGAUGAAAAAGGCCAACUGAGAGUCAUCAGGUAAAGAGCUAAAAGGUCACUGUCCAUAGUUACAAAGGUCAUCUUUGAUGGGCUUUGAUGAGCAGUAUUACUAAAGUUACAUGGUGAGGGGGCUGUGAGUUGAGAGAACAGACAGAAUAGCGCAUGUUUUUGGUGACAGAGAUCUGUGGAUGGCUCAUCCAGUGUCCUCCGUGUCUCUGUGGUCACCGUUACAACAGACUUCCCUGCUUUAAAUUCUCCCUUUAAGAUAAAGUAAAUAAAAUCCUUUGUAACACCAAGGAGGACAAAAAGUACAAACACCAAGUU